AUGGAUAGAGAGGAGAAGGAUGUUCAUUCGUCUGAUUUCUCUGUAGAUUCGAAUACUAGUCAGGAAGAGUACAAUCGUGUAAUGUCUGUUCAAACAACAGACCCUCAAAGUAGCUUGCAACAGCAGGAAAGAAGAAAUGAAUUUCAAAAAUACGAAACUAUUCAAUGGAGUGCCGAAACUAACCAGCCAAAAACAAUGAAUCAACAUGAUCUUAAUCAACACCAAACAGGUGAAACACAUCAACAACAUGUAACUAAUGUAAAACCAUCCGAAACUUCUUCAAACAGAAGAGUUUCAAUAAUAGACGAAACUAAUAGAACUCGAGACAAAAUUUCGAAAAGGAAAAGAAAGAAAUCAACACGACUGAGAAAACCACUCCAAAACGAUCAGCUUUUAAAGAAUUACUUUGAGAUGGACAGAGUUUCGUCUAAUGAAGUGACAACCUUUAAAAUAAUUCCAUCAGAAACAACAUCUCAAGAUUCAUCACAUGAUCAACAAUCAUGCAACACUUCUGCAUCAUCUGAAAGCUUUAUCAAAAAGGAAACCUUUCAAGUUUAUUCGAAAUUAUCUGAAAGUAGUGAGGAUUCUUCUAGAAAAUCGAUUACACCACCCCAACAACAGCAAGUUUUGCCUCAAUCCGUCCAAUCUUCUCAAAACACUACUUCAGCACAUUUUCAAAACAGUUCAUUGACUUUACAAGAAUUAAUGAACUCUGAAAUAAUGCAUAAUUUUACCCAACAUUCGAAUAACUUUUCGUUAAGUAAUACUCAGCCAAUCCCCUCCGACAUUCCGCCUUAUCCUCCUCUAACGCAUGAAGAUCCAAAUCCAGAACCUUCUCUCAAUAACUCUCAAUAUUCCAUUCACAACAAUGAAACUCUCAACGAGAUGGAUAAUUCAAGUUUUUUGAGCGGGCUUUCACCUUUUACUUCUGAAAAUUUGGAUCUUUUACAAAUAUUGAUGCAGUUUACAGACAAUUCAGAUCAACCAACGACAAUUUCAAAAAACAACGAACAAAAGUAG
Molecule: messenger RNA, 1020 nt
Organism: Naegleria gruberi
Lineage: Eukaryota; Heterolobosea; Eutetramitea; Acrasida; Naegleriidae
Exons: 1
Coding region: 1-1020 (339 amino acids)
Source: RefSeq, a predicted model, not a curated record